GCCCAUGUUCGUUCGGCAGCGACAGUCUAUUCAUUUGUACCAUCGUAAGUUGAACGGUAUGAGUUCGAUAACACAACCAACAAUAAUUAUUAUAAAUCUUUUGUCGACGAUGGUUUGGUGCCAUCCUGAUGCUCUACAACUAAUCAGUCGACUGAAUAAUUUUUAUCGUUUCGAUCAUAACAUUUUCUUCAUGGACCCCUCAAUCGAUCUCGAUGAUUGGUUUUCAAUGGCAUGGAGAUCCAAGCUGGACAACUUAACCCCUCAGACACUUUGCACUUCCGGCAACCUCUCGACACAAACAUCUGCAACUGCUACAGCCGGAAAAAAUACGUUUCUAGUUGUUGUCAUCAAAGGUUUAACAGUUGAACGAUUGCAAGUGUUGGCUCACGUUAGGGACAUUCAUGCGCAUGUAAAUGUGAAAAUUGGUGUGUUUUUCGCUGGCAAAAUUACAUCUUUGGAUAUCAUAGAGCGAUUAUUCCGGUGGAGUUGGAGUGCUGGAAUUGUGAACCUUUUUAGCGCAUUUCAGUUGAGUGUUGAGGGUUCAUUAAACGUUUUCAAGUACGAUCCUUUUGGAGCAUUAACCAUUAAUGUGACAAAUGCAUCGCAAAAACUCUAUCCACAUCGACAGUCAAGGCUAGUCAUAAUAGUUCCGCAUUCACAGCCCUUUUCUGGUUUUGUGGCCUAUUUACGAAAUGGAACCUGGAUGCUUUUCUCCGUCUACACUUUUAUUGUGAUUGUGGCGGCAUCGCUUCUACUAAUAGUUUCAGGCUAUUUGCGUAAAAAUGAAUUUUUUCUUUUCGAAUGUGUUACCGACGUCGUGAAUGUAUUAAUAAACGAUAAUGCAGCCAUCAGAUAUCAAAAUCUUUGUCGCGCCGACGUCCUUGUGAUAGUACCUUUAACAUUCGCAGGAUUCAUUGCCAUGAAUGGUAUACUUUCAGUCUUCCAAAGUUACUUAACAUCACCAAUUUACCAGCCUCAAAUCAACACAAUCAAAGAUCUCCACAAAUCCUCGGUUCCGAUUUUGGUUAAUAAGGCGGAAUUGAAAGGAUUGACUUAUAUUUUGGAAGACCUUUCGAAGUAUGGUGGUUGGUCCGACAAAUUUCAUGGAAUACAAAUGGAUCAAUUAAAGAAGGAAAUUGGAACAUUUAACAAUUCAAUCGCAUUUUUUGCAUUCGACUACCAGGCACAAGCAUUGUUAGAAGUGCAGAAACGGUUAAGUUUGAAAGCGUUUCAUUUACUAAGGGAUACGUUUCUCGCUAAAUAUCCAAUAUCGUUUGAGAUCAGACUGAAUUUCCCUUUCAUUGAACAGAUAAACGUAAUAAUUCACUGGCUGAAUGAUGCGGGAUUGAUCAACAAGUGGGUCGAAGAUAGUGAUGAAGUAAAGGAGAUGUGCAAAAUAAAUAUUAGCCCCCCCAUUAAAAUCAGCGGCGAAUCUGACUUGGGUGAAUUUGCAGUGUUGACUGUUAUGUGGUGUGGUUGGAUUGCAAGUGUAAUGGUUUUCAUUGGCGAAGUAAUUUGGAACAAAUUCAAGAAUCAUCGACUUUUCGACCAGAGGCCGGAUUAAGCUUGCUUUCUAGAUACGAGCAGCAUACGAGGCUCCGCGAGGUUCACGUCUUAUGCAAAACACAUAUUUGACCACGUAUUAAGAACGA
Messenger RNA from Bradysia coprophila, 1652 nucleotides. It is a transcript of the gene Ir94a, whose product is annotated as Ionotropic receptor 94a. NCBI's taxonomy places the organism in Eukaryota, Metazoa, Arthropoda, Insecta, Diptera, Sciaridae. The record is from RefSeq and is a predicted model, not a curated record.